AUGCCUUUUGGAAUUAUUUUACUUCUACUCAUUAUUUCGGAAGCAGUAUGUUUUACGCCUUAUGCCAGAGUAGGUCAAACGCAAGCCCUAGUUGGCACAAAGCUCUUUUAUGCUGGCGGAUAUACGGGACUUACUCAGGCCUAUUCGAAUGAAUUAUUCUACUUGAACCUUUCCAGUUCAUUCCAAGCCAGUAAUCCACCAUGGGUAUCUUUAACUAAUGCGAAUAUACCAAUUUCGCCCACUUAUUCUACCUUCGUCGUUAGCCCAUUUGAUAAUUUCACCAUAUAUCUUAUCGGUGGAUACUUAGUAAAUCCUAGCACAAAUACACCAGAUAAUAAUACAUUAAUAUAUGCAUUUAAUUCUAAUGUUACAGAAUGGACUAUGCCAACAAUAAGUGGUAGCUCUCCUAAACGCCAAGAAAUGGAAGGCGUAGUGGAUAAUACGGGAAAAGUGUACAUCUUUGGUGGAAGCGUAAUAACAAAUUAUACCACUAGAAAAGGAAUUUUUUUUAAUGAUAUGAAUAUUCUUGACAUGGGUACAAAUAUUUGGUCGACUAUCCAACCAACCUCAAACUUUCCAAACCCACGGAUAGAUUAUACUGCGAUACUCUUAGAUAAUAAUAUUAUUGUUUAUAUAGGAGGAAGAGAAUAUGCUAAUGAUAUUAACCAAACAGAAAUUUUAGUCGAUUUACACCAAAUUCAACUUUUCGACACUAAAAAUUCAAACUGGUCGUCAAUGACAGCUACCGGAGUUAAUUUGCAGGCGCGUAGGUUCCAUACUGCUGUACUUGCUAAAAACGGCCAAAUCAUUAUCUACGGAGGCGAAAAUAUAAAUUUUACUCCGGUCACACCUAACCUUGCCAUAUUAAAUACAAGUGUUACUCCAUAUAAUUGGUAUAUUCCAACUAUUAAUGCUGGUCCUUAUGAUCCGCCACUUUUAGCUGAACAUUCAGCAACUAUGUAUGAGGACCUGAUGAUUAUUGCAUUUGGGAUCUUCUACGAAUUAUAG
Acaulospora colombiana is the source of this 1008-nucleotide messenger RNA. Lineage: Eukaryota; Fungi; Glomeromycota; Glomeromycetes; Diversisporales; Acaulosporaceae. The record is from the annotation of a GenBank genome assembly.